AUGCAGAAAAGAAAGAGACCAGCCAAAGAGAAGCAGCAGAAAAUCUGGAAGAAAAAGGACCAGACUGGAAUCUACUCGUCUCGGUUGAAACGGGCCAGGGUUCUCCCUUUCCAGCAGGCCUCACUUCUACAAUCACUGCCCGACGAUGUUCUGUAUUACCUGGCGCGCACUUUUCUCUGGGAACCCACGGACAUAUUCGACCUGGCGCGCACGAGUCGCAGUCUCUGGGGUAUACUGGAAAGGGAAAUAUACAUCACUGAUGUAUUUGCCGUCCAGUACCACGUCUCGCGCGGCCUCGAGGCCCCGAGGACGACGUUGCUGCACUGGGCCGCGCUGGCCGGGAGGACGGAUAUACUGAGCAAGGCGCUGGCCGCGGCCAAAUUGGUAUGGACUGGGUACAUGAAUUUCCAACAUUCCAAGUGCGGACACGCGGCCAUUCACUUUGCGGCACACUAUGGGCGUCUCGAGGUGGUGCGGGCGCUCCAGCGGGAGAAGGAGGAGGGGAGGGCAUCAUCAGUCGACAUGACGGCAGCGUCGGGCUGGAUGUGCCCGGCACCGCAGCGUCUACAAAGUAUCUUGCAGCGCCUGACGCCAGGCCAGUUUCGUGUGCCCCCAGAGUACAUGUUGCAGGACGAAGACUUUCCGUUCAAGAUUGAUGCGCUGGGUUUGGCGAUUCUCAAGGGACAUCGGGACGUGGCUAUGCACCUCUUGGAUAUUUACGACGCAGAGCGGAUCGAGGAGGAAAAGAUAUUUCCACCGCUUCAUCUGGCAGCCUUUGUGGGCAUGGCCGAGGUUGUUGAAUCCAUUCUGAGUAGGGGAAUUAAUGUGAGUGCCGUGUGUAAGCAUGUGGCCAACAGCGUCGCAAUACACUGGGCGGCGGCCGGAUCGAGCAAAGAUGAGAACACGCAAACCCUGAGAAUCCUCAGAGAAUAUGGCGCAGAUAUUACGAUUCGCGAUUCUGUAGGACGUACGCCACUCGACUGGGCAAUCGGCUUCAAAAAUGCGGACAACGUGCUCUACCUGCUGAAACGCUCGAUUCGAUCCCUUGCGCCUGGCCACCUGGCCAACCAAGUCGAGGAAUGGACCAAGAGGCUGCAGAGAUGCAUGGCUGAUGAUCUUCUACUCGACUGUACAAAGUUCAUACUCAAGCAUUGUCCACGUUUGCCCGAGGAGUGCCUCAAGCUGUGCGUACAGUCGACGUUCUGGGACAUUGACCGCAGCUGGGACGAGGCGGGCUGCGUAUCCACGUCAAGCAAGAACCUCGCGACCAAGCGGUGGCUCGUGGACAAGAACAUUGGGCUCGGCGUCCUCAGCAAGGGGGCGCGGCAGAGCUGGAUGCAGGAAGAGCUGUUCCAGGGCCGCUGCUUCUUGCACUACGCGGCGGGCUCGACGGACAUCGACGCCGAGCUGCUCGCCCUGGCCAUCCAGAAGCGGCCCCACGAUAUCGACGUCGUCGACGCCAAGGGCCUGACGCCGCUCGAGCUGGCGCUGGGGUACCGCUGCAUACCGGAAAAGGUCAAGCUGCUGUUGCGGUCCGGAGCGAACCCGGCGCUCUGCUACGGGGGCGAGAGAGCGCGGGCCGAUGUUGAUCGACAGAUUGAACAGCUCACGUUGGAAGAAGAGGGAGACGUUGAAUAA
Molecule: messenger RNA, 1638 nt
Organism: Pestalotiopsis fici W106-1
Lineage: Eukaryota; Fungi; Ascomycota; Sordariomycetes; Amphisphaeriales; Sporocadaceae
Exons: 1
Coding region: 1-1638 (545 amino acids)
Molecular function (GO): protein binding
Source: RefSeq, a predicted model, not a curated record